Molecule: messenger RNA, 2800 nt
Organism: Acanthochromis polyacanthus (spiny chromis)
Lineage: Eukaryota; Metazoa; Chordata; Actinopteri; Pomacentridae
Gene: trappc6bl
Product: trafficking protein particle complex subunit 6B, like
Exons: 7
Coding region: 55-624 (189 amino acids)
Biological process (GO): regulation of GTPase activity; endoplasmic reticulum to Golgi vesicle-mediated transport
Cellular component (GO): trans-Golgi network; TRAPP complex; cis-Golgi network
Source: RefSeq, a predicted model, not a curated record
ACUGUGAAGUAUAACUCGUGCUAACACCGCCUGCGCCCAUGUGAAUUCAAAGGAAUGCACAAGCAAAAAUAUCGAGUGCACCCCAGGAAGCAGAGUACUUCGUAUGUUGUUGCCAACAACAAUUUGACAGGAAUGGCUGACGACGCUCUGUUUGAAUUUCUCCAUAUGGAGAUCGUGUCUCAUAUUUACAAGGAGCAGCAAUCUGGUAAAGGAGAGAUGGACAACAAGGACAGAGCUGUGUGUGUUUCUGUCCUGGAAGGCAUGGGCUUCAGGGUGGGACAAGGACUUAUUGAGAGGUUGACCAGAGACUCCCCCAGCUUUAAGGAUGAGUUGGAUAUAAUGAAGUUUAUCUGUAAAGACUUCUGGACAAAAGUGUUCAGGAGGCAGGUGGACAAUCUCAGAACAAACCAUCAGGGUACAUAUGUUCUUCAAGAUAACAAAUUUUCCAUGCUGACUCAGCUUUCCAGUGGAAAACAGUACCUGGAUCAGGCUCCUAAGUACCUUGCUUUCUCGUGUGGUGUGGUGAGAGGAGCUCUAUCUAACCUCGGUAUGGAGAGCGUGGUGACAGCUGAGGUCUCCGUCAUGCCAUCCUGUAAGUUUCAGGUGGUCAUCCAGAAGUUGUGACCUGAUCCUCUUUGCUGCCCUGGGGCUAACGAACAGCACCAAAAGAUCGGAUGGUAGUUGCUGUUGUCCCACUGAGCAGUGCAGCCACAGAGGGAAUCAAUUACCACCCAGACUAACGCCACUGGGUAAACAAGGACUACCCAUAUUCUGACUACCAGAUACCCCGGACAGGGUGAAGAGGAAAAGCGAGGACUUAGAUUAUACUUGUGGCAUCUUGAUACAGGAAAAUAAUUAGUUUUAUUCCUUAGCCCUCAUUGACCUCACUCAGGCUAGCUGUGGAAAGCAGUACAAGUUGUCAGUGGCUGUGAAUGUAAAGUUAAUCAUGAGGUAUAUAUUCUUUGCAACGUGUCACAAUGUUUCCUCUACAGUUUGAUAGGAUUGAAUCCUCAGUAUAAAGUAAUUGGAUUUGUGAAAAGUAAAAGGAAGUAAACUGAGGCAGAAUAAUGAGCAGAAUCUAGGAUGAGGCAUAAUUUUGGGCGAUAUUUCAGGACUGUCAGCUGCUAUAAAAUCUAUUACAGCGUCCAUGCAAAUAAUAGCCAGUGACCCUUUGAAAGUCAUUACACCUGGCACAUCAGCUUCUUUAUGCAGCACUUGUUUCUCUGCAGACACACUGAGAAGCUGCAUCCGGCUCCUGGUGCUUUGCUCUGCCUUCUAGCAGAUUGCCUGUAGGAGUUGAGUGUUUCAUGCAGGCUCUAGGUCAUUUAAAUUCAAUUUCAGACAAAAUGCAAAUCUAGAAUGAGUCAUUAGUUUCAGGAGUUUAGGUUUACUUUAUAUGUAGAUGUAGUUUCCUGUGUAGCUGUAGCUUAUAUAUCUCAGAGUUGAUUGUGUAAACUAGCUCUAAAGGUUAUUUUUUGCACCACGAUGUACAUUUUUUUUCUCCUUUGUACAGCAUUUUUAUGUAAACAUGUCAUAUUUGUACUUUCCUAGCAUACAAUAAGCCAUGGAACUAUUUCACAUGGAUUUCUGGGUUACAUUUGUUAAGGACAUCUUGCCUUGUUAAAAAAACAAAAGGAAAAAAAAAUCCUCACAAAACGAGUCUUAAAGCUGAGACAGUGUAAAUAUGUGCUGUUUAUUUAUUUUACUUCCUCACACAUCUAUAAGCAUUUCUAAUAAUGUUGAAACAGGAACACCACAAUAAAACAAAGUCUGUUGAAAAACAAAAGACCGCAAAAUGACCACAGUGAUCACGAGGAAAACGAAUCCACUUUCCUGGUAAAAGCUGUUGCCUCUAAACACCACUAGAGGGAGAAAUAAAGCUGUCUUAACUUCAUGUGUUCUGUUACCAGUUCACUGCUUAUUGUGUGUUCUACCUUGCUCUCUCAUAUCUCUAGUUUAUCUAUUUGAUGUACUCUGUGUGUGUUGUGUGUAGAAAGUUGAACAAAAAUGACUGUACAGUGCCAUAAGAAAACAACACAAAUUAUGUAUUUGCGUGACAUUUUCUAAAGAAACGAUUUUUAACAACAAAUUAGUUGAAAAUAUUUUUUUGCAGAAGCACCACAGUUGCUUCCAUUAAUUCUUCAAUUAUUUGUUGGUAUCGUUAGUCACCAUUUAUGUUGGUACGUACUCUGUGCACACUCUGUUUUAGUAAACAAUAAAGUCUGUUUUUACAUUUUGGCUUAAAAAAGACUUUAGAUCAAGAUUCAACUGUACCAAAAAGUUUUACCAACACAUUUUUAUGGCACUGUAAAGAACAAAAUACAUGCUGAAGAAAAGUCUUUAGUUUUUUCUUUAGUUGUCCUCAGUUAUAAUGUUCUCAUGUAAAUGCAUUACAGCAUAUUUCACAGUGUGUACUAGAACCAGCAGCCCCAUCUCCCAUCAUCCCUGCUUAAGUUUUUAAUAUUUUCUUGUUUUUGAUCCAUAUCAUGAGCUUGGUAUUAAGAGGUGCUACUCUGUGUGCACUUCUGAAAUACUCAGUAUCAAAGCUUUGUCCUUGCUAAACUCUCAUUUUAGUGUUUACAGGAAGUUAACCCCGGUUCAGUCAAAACCAUAUCAGAUUUUGAGCAACACUUUGUAUGGCUUCACAUUAACAUGAUUGCAGUAAACGGAUGGAUUAUAGCGCUCACGCUGGUUUUAUUUCCUUUUCUGCUCUAAUAAAGUACCUCUGACUAUGUUCCAGUACUUCACUGCCAUCACUGUAAAAAGUUUUACACAAUAAAGGUCUUUACAUGCAACUUUA